AUGGAGGGCCAACUUCAUUGCCUCCUGGCCCAGUUCCACCAAACAGCGGAGAUCUCUUCUGCUGGCAAUGACAAGUCUUUGUUUCACCAUCCAGGUUACUCCUCUAUGCCUCCAACUUGUUUUUUCUUCUGUGGCAACUUCUCUUCAGCCCCAUAUGGAAAAAAUCAGAUCCAGUCAAUGAAAGGUUCUUUGAAAGCCCUUGCAGAUAUGAUAUGUGAAUUUCCCAGUAUCCAUGAGAGCAGUCGAUUUGUGUUCAUUCCUGGCCCUGAAGAUCCUGGCCCAGGCUCCAUCUUGCCAAGGCCUCCACUUUCAGAGAGCAUCACUGAAGAGUUUAGACAGCAGGUGCCAUUUUCAGUUUUCACUACAAAUCCUUGCAGGGUACAGUACUGCACACAGGAAAUAAUAAUCUUCCGAGAAGACUUGGUAAACAAGAUGUGCCGAAACUGUGUCCGGUUUCCUAGCAGCAACUUGGAUAUUCCUAACCAUUUUGUCAAGACUAUUUUAUCACAAGGACAUCUGACUCCCUUGCCUCUUAACGUCAGUCCUGAUUGGGCAUAUGACUACACCUUAAGAACCUAUCCUCUGCCAGAUAUGAUAGUCUUCGCUGACAAAUAUGACCCCUUCACAGUGACGAACACCGACUGCCUUUGA
Messenger RNA from Sceloporus undulatus (fence lizard), 651 nucleotides. RefSeq names its product DNA polymerase epsilon subunit 2-like. Gene Ontology annotation, molecular function: DNA binding. Gene Ontology annotation, cellular component: epsilon DNA polymerase complex. Gene Ontology annotation, biological process: error-prone translesion synthesis; DNA-templated DNA replication. The record is from RefSeq and is a predicted model, not a curated record. Lineage: Eukaryota; Metazoa; Chordata; Lepidosauria; Squamata; Phrynosomatidae.